GAAAAUGCAGCCUCCGCUGUAAGAGACACGUAAAGUGGACUUUCUCCUGUUUACCAGGAUCACUUGAGAGAUGGAGCAACAACCGGCCAGGAAGACGUCUCGGGCUUCGGAGAGACUCAAGCUGCUCAUCAAUCACCUUGAUCGAUCACAGGCUACGAUCAGAGCUUCACCGACUUCAGCUCUCACUUCCACCUACAGCAGCAGCAGUCAGCCGCAGAGACUGAGAUAUACUUUGCAGAAUGACCUGCUGACUCCAGAACAACAACUGUUUUAUGAGGAAAAUGGCUUCAUUCUCAUCAAGAAUCUGGUGUCUGAGGAGGACAUCAACAAGUUCAGGAAAGAGUUUGAACGGAUCUGCCGAAAGGAAGUUAAAAUUCCCGGGCUGGUGGUGAUGAGGGAUGUGGCCAUUUCAAAGUCUGAGUUUGUUCCGGAUCAGAAAGCUGUCAACAAAAUCCAGGACUUCCAGGAAUCUCCCGAACUGUUUCGGUACUGUGCCCUACCACAGAUGCUGAAGUAUGUGCAAUGUUUCACUGGACCAAACGUCAUGGCCAUGCACACCAUGCUGAUCAACAAGCCUCCAGAUGCAGGUAAGAAGACAUCCCGUCACCCGAUGCAUCAGGAUCUUCAUUACUUCCCGUUUCGACCAGUCGACCGGAUCGUCUGUGCAUGGACGGCGAUGGAAAGAGUGGACAGGCAGAACGGCUGCCUGGUCGUCCUACCAGGAAGUCACACCGGCACGCUGCAGGAGCACGAGUACCCCGAGUGGGAGGGCGGAGUUAACAAGGUGUAUCACGGAGUGCGAGACUACGACCCACAGCAUCCCAGGGUGCAUCUGGAGAUGGAGAAAGGUGACACCGUCUUCUUUCACCCACUGCUCAUCCACGGCUCUGGCAUGAAUAAGACGCUAGGCUUCCGCAAGGCCAUCUCCUGCCACUACGCCAGCUCUGAUUGUUAUUACAUUGACGUGAAAGGAACCACGCAGGAAAACAUCGAGAAAGAGGUUCUGGAGAUCGCAGCCAGGAAGUACACUCUGGACAGUAUCUCAUUUGCGGACACCUGGGCUCUGCGAGGGCGUCUGGUGCAAGGAGAGAGGAUUUCACUGUGAGACGAAGAUGCUACACGGCCGCAGUCCGAACAAUCACUGAGCUGAUAUCAGAGCAGAUUGAUACAGUGAUCAUUUUCAUGUGCUGCAAUUCUGAAGUUGAAUUUUUAGAUUUCUUAACACACGUAAGCGAUAACUUGAACCAGCACUUCUGCCUUAUAACACAGUGCACAUUGUCUAAUUUCUGUUAGAAAUAUUAAUAUAUAAAUAUUUUAAUAAUGGGUGAAUGGAUUUUGUUGGUCUUUUAGUAUCUUUCAAUUUAAAUCGUUAUGUUUUAAUAGAUAUAAUAAAAGUUGCUGCUAUACAUUUAAAAUAUGAAAUGUUUUUUCGAUAUUAAGAUUCAUGCUAAGCAAUGAUCAAGUGAUAUACUGAUUAAUGCGUUUGGUUUGUCAAAAAAAAAAAAUCUAAGCCUAUGGUUGAUAAAUGCAUCUAUGUUGCACAGCUGGAAAUGUACAGCCCCAUGCUGCAAGGUAUUAUGGGUAGAGGGCUCAGAUAGAUAAAAAAUGUCUGGAUCAAGCCAAACAUUUUAAAUUGUUGACUGCUUCUGAAAAUUGUCGGAGAUAAUGAUACAAUAAUAGUAAUAAUGACAGGAAAACCAAAUUAUGAGGUUCAGCUGAUUAAGAGUCAUGGGAUCAAACCCAAACAGUAGGUUCCCAAAGGAGAGGUUGACACAGAGUAGGGUCUGUGGAUGAUAUCCACAAAAGGUUGUACACUUGGAAGUGUAAUGCUGCUGUCUUAGCUCUUGAUUUCUUAUUUCUUACAAAAGCAAACAAAGGUGUUUAUUAAAACUUUGUCAGCAGGUAAA
Messenger RNA from Solea solea (common sole), 1907 nucleotides. RefSeq names its product phytanoyl-CoA 2-hydroxylase (gene phyh). Gene Ontology annotation, molecular function: phytanoyl-CoA dioxygenase activity. The record is from RefSeq and is a predicted model, not a curated record. Gene Ontology annotation, biological process: fatty acid alpha-oxidation. The transcript is spliced from 9 exons. The coding region runs from base 71 to 1105 and encodes 344 amino acids. NCBI's taxonomy places the organism in Eukaryota, Metazoa, Chordata, Actinopteri, Pleuronectiformes, Soleidae.